CCUCGGCGAUGGCCACAUAUCUACGUAACCUCAUGAGUGAGCACACGUGUCCUUCCCCCUGGCGGGUCAGCUUAGCAGCAGCACAGCCUCAAGCAGAGCAGCAGGAAGUAGUUUUUGACUCUCGCGGCCGAACAAGAAUCAAAUGCACCAACUGCCGAGAUUUCAGCGGCAGCGUCUGACGAGUGAACACCUUAGCGUCGUAUGGCUGGAGGUGCCCCCGAAAACGCACUGCACUGGCUGCAAUUGCUGGGGUCCCCUGGGGCGCGCUCCGGCCGGCGCGGGCCCGCGCCCCCGCUCGCUGGCCGCGCGGCGGAUACGCAGCGGGCGCUGCCCGCAGAGCGCAGGCAGCAGCGGCAGCGGGGUGGGGGAGAGAAGCCUCCGCUUCGCCUCCCCCUCCCCCGUCGUCCCCUUCCCCGGCCCCGCUCCCUGCGCUCUCCCCCUCAGCUGGGGGUGGGGCGGGAACGGGAAGCGGAAGGCAAGAGAAGACGGAGGGGGGAGGAGGGAGGGAAGGGGCGGGAAGGAGAGGGGCCGAGAGGGCCGAAGGGGGGGGUGGGGCGUGCAGAGCGCUCCGAAGCCUUAGGCGGCCCCAGAGGAAACCGCCUGACUCGGCGCAGGCGGCGGAGGCCCCUCGGCCUGGCGCGGGGGGCCCAUGCCACCCCACCGAUGUCCGGGCGCGGCAGGCUGAACUGGGCUAGGCCGCGUGAGGGGCAGGAGCAGCAGCAGCAGCAGCAGCAGCAGCAGCAGCAGCAGCAGUGGGAAGAGGAGACGAGGAGGAACAGCAGUAGGGGAAGGGCGGAACAUUUGGAACAGAGCGCCCUGUCAGCUUCAAAGUCGCCAGCACCUACAAAGAUGCCUGAAUUUGAACCAGGACGCUGCUAACAAAAAACGCUGCGAGCAUACUUUCGAUGUUCGCAAAGGCAGGUCGCGGCCAUGCGUGCCGAGCACUGCGAACGAGUGGCCGCGCGUGUCGA
Molecule: messenger RNA, 971 nt
Organism: Prorocentrum cordatum
Lineage: Eukaryota; Dinophyceae; Prorocentrales; Prorocentraceae
Source: the annotation of a GenBank genome assembly